Acanthamoeba castellanii str. Neff is the source of this 1116-nucleotide messenger RNA. RefSeq names its product Ubiquitinconjugating enzyme subfamily protein. The transcript is spliced from 5 exons. The coding region runs from base 1 to 1116 and encodes 371 amino acids. NCBI's taxonomy places the organism in Eukaryota, Discosea, Longamoebia, Acanthamoebidae. The record is from RefSeq and is a predicted model, not a curated record.
AUGUUGGGCCUAGGCAAGAAGAAGGAGAAGAAGGAGGCGACGCCUGCCAAGGAGGUAAAGAAGGAGAAGAAGGAGAAAAAAGUGAAGAAGGAGAAGAAGAGCAAGAGCAGCAGCAAGAGUGCUGACAAGGCGGCGCCCGCCAAGAAGGUGAGGGAUCCUACGGGCAAGGUCUUCCUGCCAGCUCUCAAGGAAUGGCUGGCGUCAUCCAAGAAUUCCGAACAAAUCGAGUACGUCAAGACCGAUGAGGAAGAUCACAGGUUCCACUUUACCAUCGGCGAUGAGAAGCUCAACUUUGAGCUCACCUUCCCCGUCGAGCCCGAGGACGUCUGGUGCGUGUCAUCUGACGACCUCUCCGAGGACUGGGUCAACAACACGCUCGAGUUCGUGAUGGAGUCCAAGAGCGUGGGCGAGGCGUUGAUGUUCUGUACGCAGCAGUACUCUGCGCUCAGUGACGAGGAGCUGUCGGACGGCGACGAGGACGACGAUGAAGGCGAGGAGGAGGAAGACGAAGACGACGGCUUCGACGACGAGUGCUUCAGCAAGGUCGAGAAGGGUCCCAAGAAGUCCUACACGCCCGAGCCGCAGAUCGACACCAGCAAGUUCAUCAUCCCCGCCGGCUACGAGCCCGGUGGUGUUCAGGCCAUCGUCCAGCAGUACCGCGACAUCCUCAAGACCAGCCGCGAGGAGAGGGGAUAUGACGCUGCGCCGCUCAACGACAACAUCGCGCAGUGGGAGGUGAAGCUGUUCAGCAUCCCCAAGGACGAGCCGCUUUACCAGGACAUGAAGCAACUCGGCCUGGAGCACAUCACGCUGCACGUGACCUUCCCGCCGAACUUCCCCUUCAGCCCGCCCUUCAUCAGGGUGGUGCGACCCCGCUUCGCCUUCCGUACCGGCCACGUCACCCUCGGCGGGUCCAUCUGUACCCUCAUGCUCACCAACGACGGCUGGAUCGCGACCUACCGCCUGGAUCAAGUGAUGGUGGACAUUGCGGCCAUGCUGGGUUCGGGAGGCGGCAGGCUCGAUCUCUCCAAUCGAUCGGACUACACCGAGGAGGAGGCCAUGGUGGCCUUCAGGCGCAUGCUCGACACGCACGGCUGGAAGCACUGGAAGCACUAA